This is a messenger RNA of Cornus florida, 1942 nucleotides long. RefSeq lists its product as uncharacterized. The transcript has a single exon. The record is from RefSeq and is a predicted model, not a curated record. Bases 475 to 972 code for a protein of 165 amino acids. Lineage: Eukaryota; Viridiplantae; Streptophyta; Magnoliopsida; Cornales; Cornaceae.
UUUUUUUUUUUUCGAGACCAUGGCCCAAUGUAAAUGAAACUGCCCCAAUUGACAAUCGUAUCUUGUACGCUACCAAAAGCAACUCCUUUUAUUUUAUUUUAUUUUAACUUGGGGAACAAAAAAAUAAAAAUAAAAAAGAGCAACUUUUUUACGCGGCAUUGAUUUCAAAACUACGCGGUGCUUUAUAGCGCCAAAUUUCCCGCCCACACUACACCCCCACAACACCGACCUUAUUAUAUAGGAAUAAAAGAUUCUAUAUAUAGUAUAAUCGUUUGACAAAGGCAAGAAUUCACUCUUCGUCGAAGUUCUCGAAAAAAAAGUUGUAGCCCUAGUUCUCGAAAAACCAGUUGUAGCCUUAGUUCUCGGAAAAUUCUACUGUAACAGGCUUAGUUCUCGAAUCUACACCGAUUUGAAGAACCGCCAGUCCCUGUUCUUGACCAGUUGACGUCGUGGGCAAAAGAAGCUUACUGGUCGAUGGGUGGUCUCAGCUUCAAGCGCCAUCCCCUCCAAGGGCGGAUGGAGGGCCGUAUCAGAAAACUCCAAACCGAGCGCGAGACAUUCCUCAAGAAAACAAAGCAAACCUCCUCUUCUGCCGAUCAGACCAGCACAUCCAUCAAGUGUUCAUCCGAUCAAGACGUGAGCUCGUCCCCGCCUCCUGCUCCGAUCUCCAUGAAGCGGAGACAAUUCAUGGCUUUGGUUGACAAAGUCGAUGAUGAGGAGUUGGGUGUUGGGCGGAGAUUGGCCAGGAGGCUUGAGGGAGAAUUUGAACGGGUGGCGGCGGAGACUGGUUUGGGGGAAACCAAGGGAAGUCCGGCUUCGAAUGAUAGAUCAAAGGUGAAUUUGGUUGAGGAAGUGAAACAUUCAAAGAGCAAGAAGUUGGAGAAGGGUAGUUCAAAAACUAGAGGGAGUGGUGGUUCGAGUGUGACCCAGUGUUCAUCUUUCGAGCGGAGGCAAUUCACGGCUAGACGAUGACGAGGAUGUGGGUGUUGGGAGGAGAUUGGCGAGGAAGCUUGAAGAUGAAUUCAAACAGGUGGUGUGGGAAAAAGCAGAGGAAGUCACUCAUGGGUUGAAUAUGGUGGAUUUGGUUGGGGACGUCAUAGGGAAUCAAAGGAUAUGAGCAAGAAGGGUAGUGCAACCAGAAGAAUUGGAGAGAAUGGUGGUUCAAGUGGGACUGGUACUUCUUCGAGUUGGGCAAACCGUGGCUCCAUUAGAGGUUUUCGAUGAAUGGUAUUUGUUUUUUUAUAGUUUAUAUAUAUAGGGUUUCUUUUGUUAAUUUCUUCUCCAUUUUGAUUUUAUCUGUAGUUCAUGUUUUAUGCAAUUCGUGACGGAAGUGAUUGAAAAUUUUUGUUUGAAAUUUUGCUUCUAUCAGACCCAAUAUUUUCCUGAUUUAAGAAUGAGAGAUCAAUUAUGUAGCUUCUUGUUCUAGUGGAAGUCCAGUCGUGACCCAUUAGUGUUGAAUUGUGAUCGUGGCACCUUGUUUGUUGUACGAGGUGGGUCUCACUGUGACUUUCACCAUUCAUUUUGGUAAUGCUAUCAUCUAAUUUUUAGCUUUAAUGCUUUAUUUGUGAAGAAUAAAUAAGUAAGAUGAUAGGCCAUGAGAAAUAAUAUAGAGGGUAUUAAUAAAUGAUUGAUUGUAAAAAUCAAAAUUGAUAAUAAAUAUGAGAUUAAAGGAAGGGAGUAAAUAAGUUCAAGAAAAAGGCUUUUUUUUUUUUUUUUUUUUUUUUUGGGUAUGUAAAAAGGAGACUUCUAAUUGCAGAGAUGUUGAGCUUAUUAUGUUGAAGUUGCCUUUGAGGGAAUCUGCAGGGGAGGAUCAGAUUGUUUGGGGGUCCUAAUUCGAAUGGUUUGUUCUCUGUUAAGAUUGUAUGUCGAUUAGCUUUGACUAGCCUAGAUAAUAAGCUUUCAGUGAAUGAUGCUGAAGGUUCCAGUUUGUGGAGAGGAAGGA